Molecule: messenger RNA, 729 nt
Organism: Ostreococcus tauri
Lineage: Eukaryota; Viridiplantae; Chlorophyta; Mamiellophyceae; Mamiellales; Bathycoccaceae
Product: APOBEC/CMP deaminase, zinc-binding
Exons: 1
Coding region: 1-729 (242 amino acids)
Biological process (GO): tRNA wobble adenosine to inosine editing
Molecular function (GO): zinc ion binding; tRNA-specific adenosine deaminase activity
Source: RefSeq, a predicted model, not a curated record
AUGUCGCGCGUCUCCGUCGUUCGCGCCGCGCUCGCGGGCGCCCGGGCGUGGACGCGCGAGCGAGCGCGCGGGCGAGGACCGGGCGCGCGCGGGCGACGGUCGGGGGCGACGACGCGCGCGGUCGAAGGGUCGAGCGAUGGGUCGGGGUCGAGCGAUGAGUCGAGCGAUGGAUCGACGGCGUCGACGGCGUCGCUGGACGCGUCGCGCAUGCGCCGGGCGCUGGAGAUCGCGCGAUUCGGUGGCGCGCGAGGUGAGGUCCCGAUCGGGGCGGUGAUCGUGGAGAACGACACGGGACGGGUGGUGGCGGCGUGCGCGAAUGCGUGCGAGCGGGACGGGGACCCGACGGCGCACGCGGAGUUGCGAGCGAUACGCAUGGGGGCGGAGACGCUCGGAAAUUGGCGACAUUUGCGAAAGACGACGAUGUAUGUGACGUUGGAACCGUGCGCGAUGUGCGCGGGGGGGAUUUUGCAAGCGCGGGUGGGACGGGUGGUGUACGGGGCGAAGAACGCGUUGUUGGGCGCCGACGGGAGUUGGGUGAGCGUGCUCAGGAAAUCCGAUGCGGUGGACGAGAGCGCGGCGACGACGACGCGUCCGCACGCGUUUUCACCGGAUUUAGACGUCACCGGUGGGGUUCUGGCGGAGGAGACGGGGGCGCUGAUGAAGGAGUUUUUCCGAGCGAGACGCGAGCGUCCGAUGGGCGAUGCGGGACGCUUUGAGGAAAAGGGUUGA